Molecule: messenger RNA, 4347 nt
Organism: Penaeus indicus
Lineage: Eukaryota; Metazoa; Arthropoda; Malacostraca; Decapoda; Penaeidae
Gene: vap
Product: ras GTPase-activating protein 1-like
Exons: 19
Coding region: 241-3027 (928 amino acids)
Biological process (GO): regulation of GTPase activity
Molecular function (GO): protein binding
Source: RefSeq, a predicted model, not a curated record
AACAUUUACCCCGCCACUGUUCCAACAUUCUUUUUCAAAUUCCUACAUUUCCGCGAGAUUGCGAGCUACGCCUUCCCCUCGUCAUUCCAGGCGCUUGGUAAUAUUAUGUAUUAUUUUGCGGCGUGUGAGUGAGGCCAGGAGGGCGCCCGGCUUCCCCUCCGGGCGAGGGCCGUGACAAAGGCGGCGACUGAGGUGGGUGGAACUCACGCGGGUCCGGCGGCGGUGUUCUGAGUGGCCAGGAUGGCAGAGUUGGCGCUGGGUGGGCCUCGCAAUGUGUCAGUCAGACCUAAAGACAAACUCCAUGGUUCUCCCAGCACCGGUAGCGACGAGGGCCAAGACGUUGGCUUCGGGGAUGACUUCGACCCCUUUCACGACGACCCCGACGAGCCAGAUGAGGUGGACAGCUCGCUGUCUGCCCCCCCCGAGGAGAGUUGGUACCAUGGACGCUUGGACCGAGCACAAAGUGAAGAACGCUUACGGCUAUUUGGGAAACUUGGAAGCUACCUGGUACGAGAGUCUGACCGUCGGCCCGGAUCUUAUGUCCUUUCCUACCUUGGACGCUCUGGAGUAUCACAUUUCAAGAUCACGGCAGUAUGUGGAGACUUCUACAUUGGUGGUCGGCAAUUCAAUGCCCUGAGCGACCUUGUUGGUUACUACACGAGUAUGUCCGAUCUCCUCAAGCGGGAAAGACUAGUUCAUCCAGUUCCACCGCCUGAGCCCGUUAAUGAUCUGCGCAAAGUUGUAGCCAUCCUUCCAUACACUAAAAUGGCAGAUACAGAUGAAUUAUCAUUCCAGAAAGGUGAUAUAUUCUUUGUUCAUAAUGAACUAAGCGAUGGUUGGUUGUGGGUAACCGCUCAUCGCACUGGAGAACAGGGUACUAUAUUCUCAGACCUGGUGGAGACCCUGGAUGAUGAUAUUGAUCCCAAUGUUGUGUUCUCAUGGUUCCACCCAGACAUUACUAAGAGUGAUGCCAUUGAUCUUUUGAUAAAAGCUGGUCAGGGCAGUUUCUUGGUGCGUCCAAGUGACAACUCCCCGGGUGAUUACACGCUGUUCUUCCUCACCAACAACAUUAUUCAGAGAUUCAGGAUAGAGAAACGUGGUGUCAAGUACCUGAUGGGUGGGAGAACCUUUUCCUGCCUAGAUGCUGUGAUCAAUAGAUACAAAACUGAACAGAUUUUAGAAGGGCACACUUUAGGCAAUCCAGUUUGUAAGACAUCUGGGGAGAGGCUUGGUCUGCCCAUAGUUCCAGUUAAGGAAGUAGAACAGCCCGAGAAGAUUUAUGCUACUCUUAAUGAAAUAAGGGAAAAACUUGGUGUAACUAAAUUUAAAGGGAUCCAGAAACAAGGCUGGUUAUAUAAAAAGAGCAAAAAGAACAAGAAGUGGAAGUGCUUGUACUUUGUUCUCACUGACAUCCUGUACUAUUAUGAUAAUCCAAAGCGCACCAAACCAAGAGGCCUAAUAGACUUGAACUGUUCCUACUUAUACCAAGUUCACGACAGCUUCUUUGAACGACCAAACUGCUUCCAAUUAGUUGAGAGGGAGUUGCCUUGCCUAGCUACUGUCACAUACUUGUGCUCAGACUCUCAGGAAAUGACCAACGACUGGAUGGCAGUUUUGCGGCCUCUUUGUGUUCCUCAGAUGGUGGGAGCACCCAAGUUGCAAACUCUGAAAUUCAUGAAGUCUCUGCAUCUAACUAUUAUGCAGGCAACAAGAUUACCCUCAAAGAUUGUGCCCAGCCCCUACUGCCUUGUUUCUCUUAACCAGGUGAAAGUGUGCAGGACAAGACCAAAGCCUGGCCCUGACCCUGUCUGGGAUGAAGAGUUUAUCUUGGAUGACAUUCCAUCAGAUGUUAUAAUGUUUACUAUCACAGUGUAUAACCAUGGGAAGCGCAGCAAAGAUUCAGAGGUUUGUGUGGCUGAGGUAAUGGUAGAGCUCAACAGUUUACAAAACGGUGAAGAAGUGGAGGAAUGGCACCAAUUAACGGGUAUUACACCUGUUGGCGAAUGGGGUGCUGUCAGACUGAGAUACAGGUACUUCCAUGACUUAAUCAUGCCAUGUGAAGAAUACAACAGUUUAAAAGAACUUCUGCUUGAUCCAAGUCUGGAAGCUGUUCAAGCGCUUGCAGAUGUCUCUCACAGGGAUAGAAAUCCCUUAGCUACCUCUCUGUUGCGCAUAUUUAGGAAUGAAUGUCGUGAGCAUGACCUCCUCCAGCGACUAACAGAGCACGAGAUUGAGAGAGAACAUGAGACUAGUACCCUAUUCCGGGCUGCCUCUCUUACCACAACACUACUUGACCUCUAUAUGAAGUCAACUUGCACAGAAUUCCUGACUGAAGCCAUCUCUGAUACCAUACAUAGGAUCUUAGAAUCAAAGCAGUCGUGUGAGCUCAAUCCUACAAAAAUGGAUAACCCAAUGGAUGCUUGUGCCAAUGCUGAGUUCCUCCUGAAAGUUCUGGAUGACAUAACACAGAGUAUCUUCUCGUCUGCUGCCGCAUGUCCAAUGCCUUUGAGAUAUAUCUGUGGGUGUCUACAACGUAAAGUUUCCGAAAAAUGGCCACAAGAUCGCUUGGUUAAAACAAGAGUAGUCUCAGGUUUCAUAUUCCUGCGAUUAAUAUGUCCUGCAAUCCUCAAUCCUCGACAGUUUAACCUCCUGCAAGAGCCUCCACACCCUGUAGCAUCAAGGUCAUUGAUCAUGAUUGCAAAGUGCCUACAGAACUUGGCAAACCUGGUGGAGUUUGGAGGCAAGGAACAGUACAUGGAAGUUGUGAAUCCCUUCAUUCUGAAAAAUAAGGAACGUAUGAUCUGCUAUUUGGACUCCUUAUCGAAUGUUGGUGAGCGACCUGAAAUAGAGGAACAGCCAGUGAAGAGUGAACCAUCAAGGGAUCUAGCACAGCUUCAUCACAUCUGUGUAACACACCUUGCAGAAUUAACUACGAAAGCCAAAACACAGGUAACUUUAAAGAAAUUAGUUACUGUGACAGAUAUGCUAAAGAAACACAAAGAGAAAUACCAGGAAAUGAUGAGGUGAUCCCCGCCCCCACCUGGCCCUGCAUAGAAUUAAUAUGCCACAGUGCCUAGGUGUCCCAAGGCGUUGCUGGCCGGCUCCUGCUCUUCUUGUAUGCCACAACGCAUAGGGGUCCUGAGCCAUCAUUGGACCACCCCUGGCCAUGCAGUGUGUUAUUGUGCCACAGUGCCUAGGUAUCCUAAAAUGCUGCUGGCCCCCUUCCUGUUCCACAAAGUGGUAGUGUGCCACAGUGCCUAGGUGGCUCAAGGCAUAGCUUAUACCUCUCCUGUUGUGCAAAGUAUGUGGAUUUUGACACAGAAGUGGUCUGAAUCACUACUGCUGCUGUCCUGGUUGAUUUGUGUUUUUGCAUCUCAGAAACCAGAUGUUCCAAGGUGUUCUAUCAAUGCUUGGAUAUACUGAACCAUUGUUGACUCCCUCACUCCAACAGGACAUCAGUACUGGAGCCUAGACCAUACAGAGCAGUUGUGGCUGAGGGUGGCAGAACAGUUGCCACAGUGGGAUGUGUAAUGUGGCCAAGACAACCUUUUAAGCUACAGUUUCAUUGUAUAUGAUGUAAAAAACAAACAAACAAACAAACAAGAUAAAUUUUGAAAAUUUUGAUUAGUAUGAUGUAAGUUUUGAUAUUUUACUCAUACUGUGGGUGUGAAUGAUGUACAAGUGUUGUGGAUGUGACUCCUAAACAGUUAGCGUGUUGUCGGAAGUACUGCAUGUGGGUGCUAAACUUACAAGACUCACAGGAUGUGAGUGUGAUUGUAGGAUAACUCCAAACAAGAUUUACAGCCAGUAAGUGGUAUGUAGGCCGUUUUGAGUUGCACCAAUAUAAUCUACAACCAAAUGAUCUCACAAAUUCCCACCAGUUGCCUGUAUUUCUGAUUCCAUAUUUCUUGCUGUUAAAAAUGAGUGGAUAUUACUACUAUGUGGUUCAGGUGAUAGUAGAAAUGGCCUCCAUGUGACCUCAUUGUAAAUAUGACCUUUAUGUGGAUUUACCAGAGGUAGCCUUUGCUAUCAUCAUGCCCAUUUAAAAUCAUACAUAGCUGCUAUUUCCUCUAGGGUAUGUGAGACAUGAUUGGUUAAAAUAUACUGGACCAUGGUUGGCCUGACUUCCAUAGCUAUGUAAGGGUUUCUUUGAUAACCAUGUCAGUAGGCUCAUGUUAACCACUAUCUGUGGCCAGGUCAUGAGUUAACCCUUCCAUUCUAAGGAUUUACCCUUGUGAAAGAGAGUCCAGUGUGAAAAGUCAUGUACCAUUAAUGCUAUGAUAUGGAGUAGUAGUAUCAUAACUUAAGUCAUCCUGGGGAUGGGUAUAAUAAAAGAUUCAGUAAGAA